This is a messenger RNA of Fonsecaea nubica, 1722 nucleotides long. RefSeq lists its product as hypothetical. Bases 1 to 1722 code for a protein of 573 amino acids. Gene Ontology annotation, biological process: transmembrane transport. The record is from RefSeq and is a predicted model, not a curated record. Lineage: Eukaryota; Fungi; Ascomycota; Eurotiomycetes; Chaetothyriales; Herpotrichiellaceae. The transcript has 4 exons. Gene Ontology annotation, molecular function: transmembrane transporter activity.
AUGGACUCCCGCGACGAAGACCGUGCUGAGAAGGGUGUCGAAGAAACCUCCACUCAGACCGACCACGACAUCACGAAACUCGAGUCGGCCCAUAUUGAGGUCGAGACAAGAGAGGACGGUCACGGUGACGGGUCCGACGCCAGCCAUGUCCAAUGGACGACUCGUCAGAUUCUGGCGACGCUCUCUCUUGCCUUUUUGUAUUGUGCAAGUCUGUCGUUCAUAGUCAAACAGGUUGGCGGCGCCGAUAUUGAUUCAUGGCUACCCCAGUCCUACGCGCUGGCCUUUGCCUCGCUGGCACCCUUCAGCGGCUACCUGCAAGACGUCUUCGGACGUCGCUACAUCUCCCUCACCGGCGGCCUCGUGCUGUGUGUCGGCCUCAUCAUCGUCGGCACCGCGCGAACCAUGGCCCAGGGGAUCGUGGGCUGCACGAUUUCCGGAGUGGGUGCCGCCAUCGGCGAGCUAACGGCGUUGGCGGGCACGUCUGAACUCGUCCCCGUGAGGAAAAGAGGCUGGUAUCUAGGCCUGGUCACUGGGUGCAUCCUGCCCUUCUCGCCGUAUGCGAUCUAUACCACUGAGCUCGGUAUGCAUUCAACGUGGCGGUGGGGGAUCUGGAUAGCCUUAAUCUGGAACGCAAUAGCCACUGCCGGAAUCGCCGUCUUCUACUUCCCACAGUCUCAGGUCCGUGGACAGCGGAAGACGGUCCGCGAGAUCCUCCCCAAGAUAGACUUUAUCGGAGCCCUGCUAUCGAUAGGCGGUCUCACGUUAUUCCUGGUAGGGACCACCGCGGGCGGGUACACGGCUCCAUGGAAGAGCUCGAAAGUGCUCGGUCCCUUGGUGAUUGGUAUUGUCAUGAUCAUCGGUUUUGGAGCCUGGGAGUGGAAGGGCGCGAGCUUCCCGAUGGUGCCUCGUGAGUUAUUUGCCGGCCACCGCAUCGUCGCCAUGAGCUUCCUGGUCUCGUUCGUGGCUGGCAUGUACUUCUACGGGCUCCUCAACUUCUUCCCCGUCGUCUACUUGGACGUCUACAGACCUGAUCCCAUCCAGUCCGGUCUCAAGGGUGUCAUCGCCUCCCUAGGAGUGACCGCAGGAGCCGUGGUGCCAAACAUGCUGCUGUCGGUGUGGAAAAACCACAACAGAUGGAUCCUCUUUGCGUGCGCCGUUCUCACGACGGCGUUCGGGUCAGCGCUUGUGACCACUACGCCGGAGAAUCCAGUCCAGACCGUCGCGCUGGCAACCGUCGCUGGCUUCGGGAUUGGUGGCGUCGUCGCAAUGGCCGUCACCACCGCCGUGGUGGGUUCACCGGACGACCUGAUCGCGACGUGCGUGGCUCUCUCCCUGUCCAUCCGCACCGUGGGCGGCUCCGUCGGCACCGCGAUCUACUCCAACAUCUUUGGCACCAAACUCAAGCGCACCCUGCCGAAAUACGUGGCCACAUACGCCGUCGGGGCCGGGCUGCCUCUGGCCUCAGUUCCCACGUUCGUCGAGCUUUUCCUAACGGCGCCGCAGAAUCUGUCUUCCCCUGCAGCCCCCUCGGAGGUCCCUGGUCUCAGUGCAGCAGUCAUCCAGGGCGCCACGGUCGGUGCGCGCUGGGCAUAUGCCGAGAGCCUCAAGUAUGUCUGGUACACGGCGCUGCCGUUUGGGGUCUUGUCGUGCGUGGCGUGCUUGCUUAUUGGGAACUCGUCGACGUUGAUGACGAAUCGCAUUGCUGCGAAUGUUCGGCGUUGA